Knipowitschia caucasica is the source of this 534-nucleotide messenger RNA. The record is from the annotation of a GenBank genome assembly. Lineage: Eukaryota; Metazoa; Chordata; Actinopteri; Gobiiformes; Gobiidae.
AUGCUUCUCCAGCUGUCCUCAGUGGGCCUUGGAAUCUGGCUCCUGAGCAUUAGCUUUUCUAUGGCUUCCAUUGUGUCCUGGACAAUCCGAGCCACAGUUGUGACACCAAUUGAAGAAUGCAAGCGGAGGUGGAAGGGGCUGAGGGACUCCUAUGUAAAAUUUAAGAAGUUCCCUCCAAGUGGCUCCGGAGGAGGAAGUGAGCGUGACUGGAGGCACGAAAAGGAAAUGGCUUUUUUGAAGCCUUAUCUUAAACCAAGGAGCUCCAGGGACUCACAUGGAGACACGUCUGCAGACGACAAUGUCCAGGAGGGUGCAGAUGAGGAAGCAUCACAGCCACAAUCUCCAAACCCACAUGACACAGAAGAACGGCUCAUAAGAACCCCCCCAUCCCCACCUCACUCCAGCACAAGAACCCCCCAUCCCCAUCACGCUCUAGCACACCGAUUGCAGACACACCUCAUUCCUCACAAGUCACCACCCAAUCAACUCCACACAACCCACAAGCCCAACGUUCAAAAUCAAGGAGAAGAUUAA